CGCGAAGAACACCUGCUGCCAGGAAACAGCAUCCGACAGCGAUUGAUCAGAUCAUGACUUUCAAAUAAUAGAUACAGACCGCAAGUCAUCCAGACCAUGGCCCCUCGCCCCUCCAAACGUCAGAAACUAGACGACGGUGCCCACAAGAGCUCGCCUGCUCCCUCGAAGACGCCAGUAACUUAUGGCAGGGCCUCCAAAUCUUCACCGGCAGUCAAUGGCAAUGCAACGAACCCAAGCCCCGACGCGAAGUCUGAAUGGUUCGCAGCCAAAGCACAGGCGGCAAGUGCGAGGAGCCAAUCCCGGUUAAUCGCGCGCGAAAAGAAGAAAGAGGAGAUAGAUGUCUACGAUGAUUUCGAGGGCGCACAUCGAGGAGGACACCCGUAUCUGCAAAGAGGGAGUGCGGAUGUCAAGAAGAGACAGCAGAAGCCUGCAUCGGACCCAUUGAAAAACCAGAAAGGUGUUGCUGAGAGUCCAGUUAAAGCAAGCAAGCCAGCGGAUCUAGGCUUCUUCAAGAAAUUCGGCAAAGGCAAAAAGGACGAUGGGCAUAAGGAGACCGGUGAGAAUGAGGAGACUGCAGGUGCCGGAGAGAGUGCGCGCAAAUCGACUACACGAACAGCGAAUCAAGGCAAGGGAUGGAUCACGGCUACAGGACCGCCGAAGAAGACUUUCGAGGAUGAGAUGCGCGAAAUACAGGAGCGUGCACGGCAGGAAACACGGGAUGGAGACAGCGAGGACGAGCUGGCCAAGCAGAGCGAUACUAAGAGAGCCUCUGCCCGGCGCCCAGCCCAGAAGGCAACUACGGUGUCAUCUACUACUGCCACUGCUUCUGCAAGAACGAAGAAGCAAACCCUCGAUCGAAGGAAGAAAGCAGUGUCGCGAGAGACGUCUUUGGAAAUCCCGGAGAGCGACGAGGCAGAUCGCGUGAUCAUCGACAUGCCAUCGGCGAGCUCAGCAGCAGAGUCUGAAGAUGAGGUCGAGUUCGAAGACAUAGUGCCAAAGGACAAAUCUGUGCCGAAGCUCGCGCUGACGCAGAAGCUGGCAACACCAAAGAAAUCAGCCGCGAAGCCAACUAGGAAUGCAGUCGCGUCAGCCAAGGCAUCUUUUCAUGACGACCAUCUACAGUGCUUGCGAAACAUCGUGCUGGAAAGGGUCACGCGAAAGCGACCGAUCUCACUCCUCAAUCUUGACGAUGAGUACGCGAAAGUUGCAAAUGUUAUCACUCAGACAAUCACCGCAGGCGAAAGCAACAGCAUGCUGCUGAUCGGCGCACGUGGCAGUGGCAAGACGACGAUGAUCGAGCAGAUCAUUCGUGAGCAAAGCAAGACACAUGCUGAUGAUUUCCACGUCGUGAGGCUCAAUGGCUUCAUCCACACUGAUGACAAGAUUGCCUUACGAGACAUCUGGAGGCAGCUUGGGAAAGAGAUGGAGAUAGACGAAAACGAAGCUGUGAGCAAGAACUAUGCCGACACGAUGACAAGAUUGCUUGCACUGCUUUCACACCCCGCGGAAAACGGCAUCGAGACGGAGCAGGUCACAAAAAGUGUUAUAUUUGUUCUCAACGAGUUCGAACUAUUUGCUGGACAUCCACGGCAGACGCUGCUCUACAAUCUGUUCGAUAUUGCCCAGAGUAGGAAAGCGCCGAUUGCUGUGCUGGGUCUUACGACGAGGAUCGAUGUCGUUGAGAGCCUGGAAAAGCGGGUAAAGUCACGUUUCAGUCAUCGAUAUGUUCACUUGAGCCUGUCCAAAAGCUUGGCUGCUUUCGAGCAGAUUUGUCGCAAGGCGAUUGCGAUACAGCCUGACGACUUGACCGAGGAAGAGGCGACGAUUCUCGGGGAAGCGAGCGGACUCAGCGUCACGUUGGUCAAGACUUCCCACAAAGACACUUCGCCCCUCUCGAAUUGGAACACUGUGGUCAAUGACUUGUUUGCUUCCGAGACAUGCAAGAAUUUUCUCGAAAGACUCUUCUAUACGACGAAGUCCUUGUCCGAGUUUCUCACAACACUUACACUGGCCAUCUCAACUCUGCCAACCACUUCUCAGACCACAAACACAGUGCUUGAGCAUCUCUUUACAUCACUCUCGAGCUUCGCAGCGCUCCAAGCCCCAGAUUCUAAGCUCUCCCUACUCCCCUCCCUCGGAACGCUCCAAUUGGCACUCCUCGUUUGUGCUGCUCGACUCACGAACAUUUACAAUACAGAGCUCAUCACGUUCCCACUCGUCUACGAAGAGUAUAAAGUGUUGGCGAGCAAGGCCAAGCUGCAAGCUACUGCUGCGGGAGGGAUCGCGACGGCAAAGAUUUGGGGAAAGAAUGUUGCAAGAGGUGCUUGGGAGGGCUUGAUCGAUGUUGCAUUGGUAAUGCAAGAUGGAAGCAGUAGUGCAGGAAGGGUCGAUGUUGGUCUGGAAGAGUUGAGGGACUGUGGUGUGGACUUGGGAGGUUGGCAGAAAUGGUGCAAGGAAAUAUGAAGGAUAAUAUCUGUUAGCGAAUGGAAUGCUCAUGGUUCGUUCGACGAUACAAUGCGGAC
Messenger RNA from Cercospora beticola, 2522 nucleotides. It is a transcript of the gene ORC4, whose product is annotated as origin recognition complex subunit 4. Lineage: Eukaryota; Fungi; Ascomycota; Dothideomycetes; Mycosphaerellales; Mycosphaerellaceae. The record is from RefSeq and is a predicted model, not a curated record. Gene Ontology annotation, biological process: DNA replication; DNA replication initiation. Gene Ontology annotation, cellular component: nucleus; nuclear origin of replication recognition complex. Gene Ontology annotation, molecular function: DNA replication origin binding; ATP binding; ATP hydrolysis activity.